GACUUGGCAUCCCGCUGCGCCGGCCGGGCUAGAGGGAUCAGGGGCGGAUCCGGGGAGGAGCGUCAGUCCCGGGCCCGGCGCUCACCGCAUCGCUCCAGACGUCAGCGCCAGGCAGUGAGCCGCGACCCGGGCCACCGCCGGCCAGGUAGAGUGUCACCCUCAGUCCCCUCUGGGGUCCGGUGAGGGCCUGGCAGCAUGGUGCCCUCUGGCCAGACUCUGGAGAAGCAGGCUGAUGAGGAGUCCGGGUCGGAUCAGGAGCUCCAGUCCUGGCAGUGUUUGGUGUUCUACCUCUGUUUCUACGGCUUCAUGGCGCAGAUACGGCCCGGGGAGAGCUUCAUCAUGCCCUACCUUCUGGAGCCCCCGAAGAACUUCACGCUGAGGCAGGUGACCAACGAGAUCAUUCCAGUGUUGUCCUAUUCCAACCUGGCCAUGCUGGUGCCUGUCUUCCUCCUCACGGACUACCUACGCUACAAGCCGGUGCUGGUCCUGCAGGGCUUGAGCUACGUGUGCGUGUGGCUGCUGCUGAUCCUGGGCCACUCCGUGCUGCACAUGCAGCUCAUGGAGGUCUGCUACAGCAUCACGAUGGCCGCGCGCAUCGCCUACUCCUCCUACAUCUUCUCCCUGGUGCACCCCUCCCGCUACCAGCGCAUGGCCAGCUACUCGCGGACCGCCGUGCUCCUGGGCGUCUUCACCAGCUCCAUGCUGGGCCAGCUGCUGUACACGGUGGGCCACGUGUCCCUCUCCAAGCUCAACUACAUCUCCCUGGCUUUCCUCACCUUCAGCCUGAGCCUCACCUUCUUCCUGAGGCGCCCCAAGCGCAGCCUCUUCUUCAACCGCAGGGUGCUCGCGCGGGGCGCCUCCCCCUGCGAGCUGGACCGCAUGCGCCCCGGCCCCGGCCCCGGCCGGCCAGAGCCCGGGAAGCUGGGCCGCAUGCUGAGCCGCUGCAGGGACUCCUUCUUGGUGCGCAUGCUGUGUAAACUGGCGGACCUUGUGCGGCAGCCGCAGCUGCGCCUCUGGUGCCUCUGGUGGAUCUUCAGCUCCGCGGGCUACUACCUGGUCCUCUACUACGUGCACAGCCUCUGGAACGCCAUCAACAGUGAGCACGUUUACAACGGGGCCGCAGAUGCUGCGUCCACGAUGCUGAGCGCCAUCAUGUCCUUCUCCGCUGGCUUCCUGAAGAUCCGCUGGACCCUGUGGUCGAAGCUGGUCAUUGCGAGCGUCACAGCCAUUCAGGCCGGGCUGGUGUUUUUCAUGCUCAUCACCACCAACAUCUGGCUGUGCUACGUGGCCUUUGUGCUCUUCCGCGGGGCCUACCAGUUUCUCGUGCCCAUCGCCACUUUUCAGAUCGCAUCUUCCCUGUCUAAAGAGCUCUGUGCCCUGGUCUUCGGAAUCAACACCUUCCUUGCUACCUUGCUCAAAACCUUCAUCACCCUCGUGGUCUCUGACCAGCGGAGCCUGGGCCUCUCUGUCCAUAGGCAGAUAACUUGAAACACCAACGCAAUAUGAGAAGGCCCCCGAUUCCUAGCUGGUCUGGCUGUUGACCAGGCCUGGAGCUGCUUCUAGCCAAAACAGAUGCACCCCAGGGGCUAGACCCUCAGUGCCCGGGGGCUGACCUCCAACUCCAACCCAUGAUGACCUCCCUAGGGCAGGCCAUCAGCUUUUCUUCCAGCAGGCUGCUUGAGUCAGCUGUGCCUGGAGACCUCCUCUUGGUGGUCCCUGGAUUGAGAAGGCUUCAUGUGGGGCCUGCCUGGACUCUAGCGGAUGAUGAUUCAACUGGGCAGUGGGCCCUGGUGCAUUCACAUAGAGCACUCUGCAGCCCUGCUGAGGGGCUGCCUUUGUCCCUCCUGGCCUUGGGGGUCCUACAAGACUUGAUGGGCCAAAGUGCCAUAGGCAGAGAUGCUGUGUGACCAUCCUUGCUGGGCUAGUCCAUUCUGCAGCCACCACCCAGUGUAGUAGGGGAGGGCUGUGUUGAUGCCCUUCCUUGGAGCUUCUAGUGAGAUCCCUCCUUGGCAGCAUCUAUUUACACUGGCCUACAGCUCAGCCCUCUCGCCCCAGCCCGAGCUAGCUAAGGACUGCCAAUUCUGUCCCUGGCCCCUUCUGCCAGUUGCCAAUUAUUCUACACUUGACUGGGGCCAUUGAACAGGGAGCAAGCUAGCCCCUGCUGUUGGGCAAGCCCCCUCCUCAGCAUCAGUCACUGGCCAGGACACAGCAGUUAGGCAAUGAACACUGCCUGUGUGGCAUUGUGUGCCUGUGUAUACCUGCCCACCUAUGCUGACACAUCUGUCCACAUACACACCUGUGUAUCCACGCACGCCUAUGUAGAGAUUCAUCUAUCCCUGUGCCCAUGCACACCCGUUUAUCCACACUGUGUGUCUGCAUACACAUGCAUACCUGGGAAGUGCAGGAAGAGACUCUGGGUCCCAUUUUAGAUGCCUUGCCUCUUCUUGUGGCAGGGAAGGCUGCUUACAAACCAGUUGUCCGUGUAAAAGAUAAUUUUUAUUUGGUGCCCAUUUGAUGAAAUGGCUUCACAUCACAAAGUCACAGAACCAGCCCCGGUGAUCUUGUCCCAGUCCUUGGACAGCAGAGUCUGAAGCAGGUGGGUGCUGGCGCAAUUGCUGCGGUCAGCACUGUGUGGCCCUGAGUGCACCCGCCCUUCCACAGAGCAAGCUCUUAGCAAACUCUGCUGAACUCAAGGACUUGGGACAGGGCCCUGCUACAGCCUGAAUUUUAGGGCUUGGCUGGAUUCAGUCUACAGAGAGAGAAGCCUGAACUGGCCCCUGUGCAGUGUUGGGGGACAGGGUCAGAUCUGAGGUUAGCAGGGGCUGCUGAGUUUGUGUGGGGAUUGGUGCCAUGGGUGCUGUGCAGAGGGGACAGAUAGCUCCAGCUGCCCAUUGUGGACCACCUUGACCACCACCUGGGCAAGCAGAUGUCUGUGCUACUGGCAUGGCUGCUGGGUGGUGAGAAGAUAAGAGGCCCAACUGCCCUGGGGUCAGCCCCUCGCACCUCCCUGCGGCUGCUCUGGAAAUGGUCUGGGUCUGUCCCAGGAGACAGCCUGCAUCUGCCAGGGUGAGAGCAAGCUCUUCCUGGCUCCCUGAGGAGACUACAGGCCCAGCAACUCGGGCUUGGCCUCUAGCUGAGGUCCAGCUGGGGCCUGAUUCUGGCUGGGAGGCUCCACCUGGCCCAGAUGAAGGACCUGUAAGACAGGCUGGCCAGUGUGGAGGAGGGGAAAGGUAUAAAGUCUUGGCAUCAGGCUUUUCUGUGU
This is a messenger RNA of Jaculus jaculus (lesser Egyptian jerboa), 3262 nucleotides long. RefSeq names its product solute carrier family 19 member 1 (gene Slc19a1). Gene Ontology annotation, cellular component: basolateral plasma membrane; apical plasma membrane; plasma membrane. Lineage: Eukaryota; Metazoa; Chordata; Mammalia; Rodentia; Dipodidae. The record is from RefSeq and is a predicted model, not a curated record. The transcript has 6 exons. Gene Ontology annotation, molecular function: folic acid binding; folate:monoatomic anion antiporter activity. Bases 196 to 1488 code for a protein of 430 amino acids. Gene Ontology annotation, biological process: folate transmembrane transport.